Messenger RNA from Peronospora matthiolae, 810 nucleotides. Lineage: Eukaryota; Oomycota; Peronosporomycetes; Peronosporales; Peronosporaceae. The record is from the annotation of a GenBank genome assembly.
AUGAGGUUCUCUCUCAUCUUUGCACUGUAUUUAGGUGGUGUGCAAUUGAUCAUGGCGGACCUCGCCUUAGAUCACAGCGGCCCUGAGGCUGCGGCAGCUGGUGCAACUGCACGGAAGAUCAGGACCACCAAGAGACUGCUGCCGGAUGCUUCUGUUGGGCGGCAAGAGGAAGAAGAUCGCUCGGACAACGAAGUAAUACUGAUCAAGGAUAUGGUGUUGAAACAGCUCAAAUCUCCUGACAAAUUUCUUGGAAUCAGUAAAAAGAUCGUUGAUCUGUUUGAGCCACAAAAUCCGUCAGUGGUUUCAGCCGCCCUCGCAGAUGCCGUCAAGGACAGGGUUACCGGAGAAAUGCUACGUCUGUGUGGUUUGUUUGUUCGGGUCCACAUACGUGAGCAGGAGCAUACAAAUUCAGCAGUCGAAACUUUCGCAAGGCUCAGGCUCAAAAGUUCGUCAGAGCUUCCGCCUGGGACGACGCAGCUUGGUCAGGACGCUAUAGUUGUUCGCGCUCUCCUGAAAGAGUGGAGCAUGAGGGGGCUGGCCAUCAAAGUGCAUCGGGCAAGUAAAGCGCCAGCGUCGCAGGAAAAGGCGGAAAGGGUCAAAGCGGCGCUGUUCGAAGAGUGGUGCCACGUGUAUAAUCCCGAGCAGCUCGGAGAGGCGCUUAAGAAAGCUGCGAGGCGGAGCGAUCCGCCCGGUGAUUCUGCCAUUGUCAAGGUAAUUGUAGCUGAGUACAGGCCAUACUACGAAAAACGCGCUUCCGAACUGGCAGUGCUGGACCGCCUAAAUGAACUCGCGAAAAAAAGUUUAAAAUAA